AUGGAAGCGUUCACCUUCCCGACAGCACCCACGUUACUUGCACUGCUAGCUGGGAUUGCUUUUCUAUAUAGGUUCUGGCCACACACCUCAACUUCAACCUCUAAGCUAGUGAAUCUUGGGAAAUACGAGACCCUCGAUACUAAUACAGAUGUCACGGAAGAGGAAAAUCGUGGAGUCUCCAAAGAAUCAGAUUUCCCAGCAGGCUGGUGGGUGAGCAAGGAUGUUUUCGAGCUUGAGAAGCGUGCAAUAUUCAGUAAGACAUGGCUGUGUCUCUCCCAUCGCAGUCGCUUUGCGAAGGCUGGUGACUAUCAGUCUUACGAGGUGGCCGGGUUUCCCAUCUUUCUGAUCUUAGGGAAAGAUGGGAAAGUUAGGGCUUUUCACAAUGUCUGUCGUCACAGAGCGUACACAGUCACAAAGAAGGAAUGUGGGUCUUCUGCGGUGCUUGGUUGUCGAUAUCAUGGCUGGAGUUAUAACACCUACGGCGAGCUGACCAAGGCUCCUCAUUUCGAUGAUAUUCCCGGCUUUGACAGAUCACAGAACAGCCUAUUCGCCAUCCAUACGGUUACGAACGGAGCCGGAUUUGUGUUCGUUAACCUUGAGGCUAGCCCAAGGAUCUCGCCGGCCGACACAAGUCUUUUAGAUGCCUUUGCGAACAACAAUAGACUGGACUCUCAAUCCACCUGGGUAGCAGGGCAAACAAUCAAGGCAGAUUUCAAUUGGAAAAUAGCGCUCAGGUCAAAGCAAUUGAUCGACAUUGUCGAAUUGGAGAAUACAAUUGGGCAUAAAAGCUAUAUAUCCCAAGUGAUCAGUAUCUUGGGCCGCUCUAGGGCGAAAUCAGAACACUUUUCGCUCUUCCCCAAUACCUCCUUCCAGUCCAUCCAGUCCUCUGGAUGGUGGUAUGCACUGAACUUCUUACCAGUAUCUGAACAAACAACGGCAAUCCGAUACGAUCUGUACUGCUCGAAAGAUGUUGGUUCCCAUUCCCAGGUGGUUGCGGAGAAAUUGAGCAGACUUUUGGAGGAGAAAGCCCGGGAACUAGAAACAGAAUAUCAAGGGUCAUUCGCAUCCGUGCCCCCAAGCCUUCACACUGAAGCAAUAGAAUCUCAGAAGAAUAUUCUCGACUGCCUCGAAGCUCAUAUCAAGCUGGAAAAGGCGCAGGGAGCCGAAGUGUUUCCCGCGAUGAGAAAGCAACGGGAGAAUUCCAGGUUUCAGCAAGCUGAACUACUCUGCAAGGAACUCGACUGUACGAGUGAGCUCCGAGGAAAAAAUCUCGCAUGGUAA
Molecule: messenger RNA, 1281 nt
Organism: Aspergillus nomiae NRRL 13137
Lineage: Eukaryota; Fungi; Ascomycota; Eurotiomycetes; Eurotiales; Aspergillaceae
Product: putative iron-sulfur cluster-binding protein
Exons: 6
Coding region: 1-1281 (426 amino acids)
Molecular function (GO): 2 iron, 2 sulfur cluster binding
Source: RefSeq, a predicted model, not a curated record